Molecule: messenger RNA, 465 nt
Organism: Thermothielavioides terrestris NRRL 8126
Lineage: Eukaryota; Fungi; Ascomycota; Sordariomycetes; Sordariales; Chaetomiaceae
Exons: 5
Coding region: 1-465 (154 amino acids)
Source: RefSeq, a predicted model, not a curated record
AUGUACAGCGCAAAGAAGGACUCGCGUCAGAGAAGCGACGUCCAUGUAGGUGUAGUGUAUCAUGCAGGGCAUAUUUUGAGGUGGCAGCGCGGGGGUUCAACGGUGCCCGGAGAUGUGUCAGCUGAGCCAGCGGGCCCAGGCGGCCCCGGGGAUUUCCGAAGCAGCGUAAAUGCUGGUGCCUAUUGCCUGGCGCUGGUGCCUCACCUGAUCAUCUCGCCCGCCAUCUCCAUACACAGGAGCCCAGCUGCGAUUGAGCAUCGGGCGGUGGACGACUGGAUGUUAAACCGGACGGUCCUGGAUCCGGAGUGGAGAUUGCCCGCUCGCCGUUUUCGGCAGGCGGCCCCGAACCGCAUGGAGUGGACCGUCCCCGAGCACCACCAGAUUUUGGGCGAGCUGAACGCUGCGUCCAACUCCACGUUUCGGCGGCCAGCAGAUCUUUGCCUUUUGCGCAUGACUGCAGCCUGA